AGAAAUUUUGAGGGUUUUGUUUGCUCGCCAUAGCCAGGGUUGAAUCGCAAUGCCGCCAUUCCAGCGCUUCGCGAUCGCAAUCGCGCUCGCGCUCUUGAUCGUAGCAAAGGUCGAUGCGCAAGUGGCACGGAAGGAGAAUAUCAAGUACCUGGGCUGCGCGGUGUGCGAGCAGAUCUCCAAGCAGCUGUUCGAGAAGGUUUCGGAGAAGAAAUCGAUCAAGAAGAAGCUCUCAGAAUUCGAGAUUAUCGAGCUAGCGGAGAAUAUCUGCAAUGUCAAGAAGCGGGAAAGCGAAUGGAUGUUCUUCCUGGAUAUCGUGCGAGAAGGAAACAAACUCAAGCUCGUGGAGCAGCCGGAAGAAGGAGAAUGCAACACCAAAUGCAGGACGAUCGAACGAACGUGCCAAGAAGUGAUCGGAGACCAUGACACCGAUAUCGCGGAGUUUAUCCACACACACUUACGCGAUCUAUCGGAAGAGGCCAUUUUCAAGUCACUUUGCAAAGAAGUCACCAAGUCCUGCUCAUCCAAACUACCAGCGCUUCCGAAAACGCUAGAUUUGGGAGAGCCCUUCACGCCAAAGCCCACCAAGGACGCGGACAUGGCUAGACUGAUGCGUUCCAUGGGUGACAUGCCUGGAGGACAAGGAAUGAAAAUGUAUUCCAAGGACGAUCUCAUGAACAUGAACAACUAUCCGGCUGGUGACCCCGACGAUGACGAUGACGACGACGAUACCGACGAAGGAAGCAAGCUUCAAUCACUUCUUAAGAAGCAAAACUUGAAGAACCCUGCGAAUCCAAAGAACCAACCCAAGCGAAGCAUGCUAACUCAAGUUCUCGAUCACGUACAAUCCAUUGGCCGUGACACGCUGAGCAGUGCGAGGAAAACGAAGGACAAAGUAACCAAGUAUGUCAAGCGAUGGUGGCGGAGAGCCAAGUCCUCUAAGCAGCGCCAGGCCCAAAAGGUGGAUCUUUGAUGAAGUGAGCUUUACGAGAGCAAGAUUUCCGAGGCAGCGGCGGCUAGCAGCACCGAUCCCAGCGCCGCCAGCGCCAGAACAUCGUUUAACUUAAUAGAGAGCCUGCUCAAGAAGUAGAGCUUGUGUUC
Selaginella moellendorffii is the source of this 1098-nucleotide messenger RNA. RefSeq lists its product as uncharacterized. The transcript is spliced from 7 exons. The record is from RefSeq and is a predicted model, not a curated record. The coding region runs from base 50 to 970 and encodes 306 amino acids. Lineage: Eukaryota; Viridiplantae; Streptophyta; Lycopodiopsida; Selaginellales; Selaginellaceae.